Naegleria lovaniensis is the source of this 1317-nucleotide messenger RNA. RefSeq lists its product as uncharacterized. The transcript is spliced from 4 exons. Bases 1 to 1317 code for a protein of 438 amino acids. The record is from RefSeq and is a predicted model, not a curated record. Lineage: Eukaryota; Heterolobosea; Eutetramitea; Acrasida; Naegleriidae.
AUGGGAAUUAAUCCAAGUAAACCCAACACAAAUGAUACAAAAAAGGAUUUGGAUCAAUUCCAAAAUCAACCCGAAGAUUCUGGUAAGAAAGUAGUGAUGGAGAAAUUACAAGCACUAUACGGAGAGAAAUUGCAAGGAGAAAGCCUUGAUAAAUUUGCAUCCAUUUUGUCUGAUAAGGAACGAUUGAAGGAAAUUUAUCUUCAUACCGAUUUUGAAAAAGCAAAAGAACUUCAACGUUCUAUUAAAGAUCUCAAAAUGAUUACUCCAACCAUAUUACAGAGAGCAACCAUGAAAUAUAGCUCACAAGCAUCUGCUUCUCCAAUUGGUGGUUCCGAUAUGUUGGAAGCGAAAUCUCGUAGAAGUAGCUCUGCAGUUGAAAAUUCACUCAACUCUACGGGACAGCACGAUGAAGAAGAAUUUGAAGAUGAUGAAACCACCGAUGUAACAGAUACACCUAUGCAAAAUCCAUAUACUGAGCUAGAUAAUAACAAAAUUAGGAUUAAAUUAAUUGUUGCGGAAACGAGUAAGAAUGCAUUGGAAAAGAAUUUAAAGAGAAUGAUAUCUCCGUUUGUAGAUAUGGAGAAGAGAAAGGCGCCGUUUGGAUUUUUCCAUAUUGCUCUCGCUGUUGGAUGUUGGAAGAUUGAAUGGAACAAUUCCUCAUUGUGCAUACCAAGAACUGUCACAGGUAAUUACGCUCUUAUCUGUGCAGAUAUUGAAAGCAUUGCUAGCUUGGAUGAGCUUGAGUUUGUACGGGACAAGCUCGCAGAAACCAUUGUCAAAUGGAACACCUCGGUAUUUUACAAGCAACAAAAAGGUGAACCUGAAAGUGGAUCUGGAAAUUGUCAACAGUUCAUUGAUGAGAUUUUACAAAAUUUGGGGUUAUCUGACUAUUCAUCUUCAUUUCCUCUUCCGCUUGCGAAUUAUUUAAAAACGCUUAGAGAAGAAGGAUAUGGCGAAAUGGUAUUUGAAUUGGAAGAUUCAUUUAAACAAAAAUUCUUUUCUGAAGAUAAUCCUGAGACUAGCAAAUAUUUGAAAAAGAAAAGUAUUCAUUUCAAAAGUCACAAAGAGUUAGAUUUGUUUGCAAAAGCUCUUUUUGAAAUAGAUCCUGAUUUCCAGAUAAAUCACAAAUACGAAUAUUAUUUAUUGAAGGCAUACGAUAGAGGUUUUUGGAUGAGACAUUUGAAGCCAGCAGGAGAGGCUAAUAUUGAUAAAGAAAAUUAUGAACCUUUAGAAGAAGAAGAUGGAACGCUAGCAUGUAAAUUUGGAGAUCCUACAUUGCACUCUUUCCUUGCAUUUAACCUCGCAAAGAAGAGGUGA